Penicillium antarcticum is the source of this 1722-nucleotide messenger RNA. Its product is annotated as xylulokinase. The coding region runs from base 1 to 1722 and encodes 573 amino acids. Gene Ontology annotation, biological process: D-xylose metabolic process; xylulose metabolic process. Lineage: Eukaryota; Fungi; Ascomycota; Eurotiomycetes; Eurotiales; Aspergillaceae. Gene Ontology annotation, cellular component: cytosol. The record is from RefSeq and is a predicted model, not a curated record. The transcript has 2 exons. Gene Ontology annotation, molecular function: D-xylulokinase activity.
AUGGCGUCUGACAGCCCACUCUACAUUGGCUUCGACCUCUCAACGCAGCAGUUGAAAGGUCUGGUUGUCAAUUCUGACCUCAAGGUCGUUUACAUCGCCAAAUUUGACUUUGAUGCCGACUCGCACGGCUUUCCGAUCAAGAAAGGUGUUCUGAACAAUGAAGCAGAGCACGAGGUGUUUGCUCCGGUCGCCCUGUGGCUGCAGGCACUGGACGGUGUCUUGGAAAGUCUGCGCAAGCAAGGUCUUGACUUCAACCGAGUGAAAGGAAUCAGCGGCGCAGGACAGCAACACGGAAGUGUAUACUGGGGUCAGGAUGCGGAGAAGCUCCUUUGCAAUCUAGACCCGAAGAAGUCCCUCGAAACACAGCUGGAGGGUGCUUUCUCCCACCCAUACAGCCCCAAUUGGCAGGAUUCGAGCACGCAGAAGGAAUGUGACGAGUUUGAUGCGGCUCUUGGUGACCCUGAGCAUUUGGCACUAGCCACAGGAAGCAAAGCACACCAUAGAUUCACAGGUCCUCAGAUCCUCCGCUUCACGAGGAAGCACCCAGAGGUUUAUCAGAAAACAUCGAGAAUCUCCCUGGUUUCGUCCUUCCUGGCGUCGCUCUUCCUGGGUCAUGUAGCCCCAUUCGACAUCUCCGACGUAUGCGGCAUGAAUUUGUGGAACAUCAAGAAGGGGGUUUACGAUGACCGCCUGAUCCAGCUCUGCUCGGGUGUCUUUGAAGUCGAGGAACUCAAGCGCAAGCUCGGGGAGGUACCGGAAGAUGGAGGACUGCACCUUGGCCACGUCCAUUCAUACUUCGUGGAGCGCUUCGGCUUCAGUCCCGAUUGUACAGUGAUCCCAGCAACCGGAGACAACCCAGCGACUAUUCUGUCGCUACCCCUGCGACCAUCAGAUGCCAUGGUUUCCCUGGGCACAUCGACCACCUUCCUGAUGUCCACUCCUAGCUACGUACCCGAUCCCGCCACACACUUCUUUAACCACCCAACGACCCCCGCAUUGUACAUGUUCAUGCUGUGCUACAAGAACGGCGGCUUGGCCCGUGAACAAGUCCGAGACGCACUCAAUGAGAGCCUAAAGGAUACCCCUGCCCAACCCUGGGCCAACUUCGACAAGGUUGCGCUGCAGACUCCCCCGUUGGGCCAGCGGGAUUCUACAGGCCCGAUGAAGAUGGGCCUGUUCUUCCCCCGACAUGAAAUUGUGCCCAACAUCCGCAAAGGCCAGUGGCGCUUCACAUAUGAUCCAAGCACAGAAAGUCUGCAAGAGACUACUGAUGGAUGGACUACCCAGGAUGAAGCCAGGGCUAUUGUUGAGAGUCAGAUGAUCUCACUGCGUCUGCGUUCUAAGGAGCUGACACAGAGCCCUGGUAAUGGACUUCCUGCUCAGCCCCGACGGGUUUACCUCGUUGGUGGAGGAUCCAAGAACAAGGCCAUCGCUAAGAUUGCUGGUGAGAUUCUGGGUGGUGUUGAGGGUGUGUAUCAGCUCGAUGUUAGCGAUAAUGCCUGUGCCCUUGGUGCUGCAUACAAGGCUGUCUGGGGUAUUGAGAGACAGCCAGGUCAGACCUUUGAAAACCUGGUCGGCCAGCGGUGGAACGAGGACCAGUUCGUUGAGAGAAUUGCCGAGGGUUACCAGAAGGGUGUCUUUGAGAAAUAUGGCCAAGCUGUUGAAGGGUUUGCGAAGAUGGAGCAGCAGGUAUUGAAGCAAGAGGCAGAGAAGGGCAUCUAA